GUGGAAGUCCAAACCGGUGGUCGAAUCUUCGAUUGCUGUUUUUGCCUGAUUUAGGCAUCCCGGCUGUCUUCAUGGAUCUGUGUUAGAUUUGUUUUGGAUGUCCUGCAGGCUCAGGCGCCGAUCCUUUGUGAGUGUCAAAUUGGAAUUGUAGUUCUUUUGAGUCCAGAAAAAGGAUGUGACUUUAGGUCGAAUCGGCACAGAGAUUCAAUAGUGUUGCGUGUGAAAAUCUUCUGGAGCGAGGUGCACGGAGGAAGGACAGCACAAAAUUCAAUAGGACCAAUCGAAAUCCACAAUGGUUUCACAAGGCACAAUUCAAUCAGUCUUGCUCAUUCUCACCUCCCUGGGCAGUGUACUUGCUGCUCCUGCAUUUCUAAAGAGCUGCCCCUCGAAAGGCUUCUCUCUGUACGUACCGCAGCCACUGGGAACUGCCCUCCCCUUCCCAUGGUAUGAUAGCACCAUUGUGUGCCAAGGAGCAACACUGCUGACGGCCGCGUUUCUCAAGACGCCGUGUGUCAGUGACUUCAUUACAGAAGUCAACAACCAGCUCAAGCUGCCAGCCAAGGCCUGGUCGUCGACAAAGCAGACAUCUCUGUUUGCUGACGGCACAGCGGUACUGGAGGCUAACACCACGAUGUUAAUACCCAUAUGUGCUCUCACUGGAUACUCGUCCGGCGCAGGCUGUGAACAGGACCGAUAUCUGAUCAUCCCCCCUGGGCCCAGCAGUGCUCUUAACCAUAGCGUUGGGUUCCGUACAGCCCGAGGGCCGUGCACGAACAGCGGCAUGGCACUGCCCUCGGUGUUGGAUCAAGCUUGCAUGCAGUCGCUCCUGGCACAGAUUCGCCUCCACUACAGUGCGGAUUUCGCGUUUUGGGUGAACACGUCUCAAGUUGUGAACUCAAGCGGUGUGACUGGCGCUGCUGGGGCUGGCAUGGCUGGUAUGCCGGGCUCCAUUCCUCCACAGCAUCAGCUCGUGUGCAUCGCAAGUUUCCGGCAGACGUGCGGCCAGAACAUCCUUUCGGUGCCGUUCAACGUCGAGAACAUGGUCAAGGUGACCAAUGACUCUGCCAUCCAUUGGUGCAGCCAGCGGCUGCUGCUUCCAAGUGCUGUCAGUGACCAGCAGUGCCUGCUGGACUUCCUUCGCAACCUGGGAAAGGUACUGGGAGAGCAAACUCUGGACAUUUGGACCAGUACGGGUGCUGUGUCCUUGUCUGUCAACCCAUCUUCAGUGCUGAUGUCGAAAAGCGGUGUCACGGCAUCCGACAAGUUCUAUGCCAUAUGCUCGGAGGUAGAUGAGUGUGCUCUCGGUCUACAUAAGUGCUCGAACUACAGUGUCUGCAACAACACAUUGGCGUCUUACACGUGUGUUUGUAAACCUCUCUACUCCGGAGCUACAUGCGAGAAUCCCGUGGGCUACGAUAGUGGCGAUGGAUGCAUCAAGGGAGAGUAUCUGCUGAUGCCGCCGCCGCGACCCGGCACUAGCAGCUUGUUUGACUACACGGUAGACUUCGCCACAGCCAAUGGUACCUGUAGCCGGGUUGGCCUGACUCUGCCGACGACCGAUAACAACACCGAGUGUGCUCAAUCCCUACUGGCCGACAUCAACGUGCACUACCAACGGACGCUGACGUACUGGAACGCAGGUGGCAACUCGAUAAGCCAGACUACUAUCCGAGCGUCUAUUCCAGCGGCAUUACGUAGCAUUGUCUGUGUUGUGAAGUUCAACAAGACGUGCUAUCCGCAGACCCUCUUCAUUCCGCUCGCGUUUGCUGAUACGCGGCCAGUGGAGAGGUCGGUCGCGCUGCGCCUGUGCAGCGGACGCCUGCUUGUGCCCAACUUGUCGCAGUAUGAGCCGUGUGUGACCAAUUUCCUGGCAAGCAUACGCCUUUUUGACCCUAACACGCCUGGCGAUGGGUCGGUGACGGUAUGGACGAGUGCUGGUGCCGCGUCUAGGAACCCCGCCACCAACAAACUUGAGAGCCUCGGCAUCACCAUGGCUUCUAGCAUGUUCUUGCCCGUGUGCUCAGCUGUGGACGAGUGCAGUUCACAGAUGUCUGACUGCACGCCAUACGGGACCUGCGUGGACACGCCGUCAUCCUAUCAGUGUGUUUGCAAGCCGCUCUUUUCCGGCCCCAGGUGCAUGUUUACUGGCUACUCGACUGGCUGUGCUAAAGACAUCGCCCUGAUCAUCAUUCCAGGACAAAGUGACUUCUUGAACAAUUCACGGUCGUUUAGCGACACGCAGCUGGAUUGUACGCAGACGCAAAUGACCUUGCCAACGCUUAGUGCUCAUGCACCCUGCCUUAAGUCUCUGCUUGCAGAGAUCUCCAGCAACUACAACAAGUCAUUUGAAUUCUGGCUGAGUGAUGGUAAUCUCAUGAGCUCAACGGGUGUGAAAAUGCCUGCGUCCGGUAGUCCGCAGCAUCAAGCCAUUUGUGUGGCCAAGUUGGGCAAGGACUGCGCCCCGCAGAUUCUCUCCAUCCCGUUCCGACUGGCCAAUGUCAAAGCAGUCACGAAUGCCGAAGCCCGCGCGCUCUGCAAUGACACUCUGCUCAACUCUACACUGCUGGUCAACGUCGGGUGCGUGACGGAGUUCCUGAAAGGCAUGUCGCUUGUCCUCGGCGUCCCCGCCGGUAUUACUGUUUGGACACAGACCGGUGCAGCGUACGUCACUCCGAGCGGAUCUCUCGCGGUAAACACGGCUGUCUUGUCAACGGACAAGUUCAUUCCGAUCUGCUCAGUGGACAUCUGUAGCAGUGCAAAUCCGUGCAAGAACAGCGGCGUGUGCACACUCAGUACCACUGGCAAAGGUUACACCUGCCAGUGCGACGCUUCGCUGGGCUUCGAGGGUCACGACUGUGACGUGGAUAGCAACGAAUGCCUGACUACGCCGUGCGCAAACAACGCAACAUGCCUCAACACGUUGGGCAGUUACCAAUGCAAUUGCACUGAGGGCUACACUCGAUUCCAUUGUGACGUGGACAUUGACGAAUGCACCGAGAAUAAACCCUGCCUUGCCAAUGGAACAUGUAGCAACCUUCCUGGAAGCUAUCGGUGUCAGUGCCCGCUGGGUUUUAACGGCUUCCAUUGCGACAAUGAAAUAAACGAGUGCUUGACUAGUCCGUGUGCGAACAACGCAACCUGCAAGAAUACCUACGGAAGUUACCAAUGUCGGUGUUCCCCGGCCUAUACCGGCUUUAACUGCAGCGUGGACGUGGAUGAAUGUUUGACUUCGCCCUGUGCCAACAACGGCACUUGCCAGAACAGUAUCGGAGGCUACCGAUGCCUCUGCGCUGCUGGAUUUACUGGUCUGAACUGCCGGGCAGAUAUUGACGAGUGUGUGGUGAAUCCCUGCAGCAAUGGCGCUUGCGUCAACUCUGUCGCCAGCUAUCAGUGUCAAUGCUCUCGCGGUUUCACCGGCUUCCACUGCAAUAAAGUCGUGAAGAGUUGCCUGCCGAAUCCCUGUAGCAACGGAGGAGUGUGCCAGAACCCUUCGGGGAACUAUACGUGCAAGUGUUCUUCCAGCUUCACAGGCUUGCAUUGCAACACUGACAUAGACGAGUGCUUGACUGGCCCGUGUGCCAACAACGCAACGUGCAAAAAUACCCCCGGCAGUUACCUAUGUAGGUGUUCUCCGGCCUAUACGGGCUUUAACUGCAGCAUGGACGUCAAUGAGUGUCAGAUGACGCCCUGUGCCAACGGCGGCACUUGCCAGAACAGCGCUGGAAGCUACCGUUGCCAGUGUGCUUCUGGCUUUACCAGCUUCCAUUGCGAUGGCACCGUCGCACCUCCCAGACCGGAGGUGCCAACUUCAAGCAUGCAGCCUCGCACCGACCAGGCAACAUCAGACAAACCAGUUACGACGGCGAUAGGGUCGCAUUCGACGGAAAUCUCAACGUUCGACUCCAGCUCUGAUGGUCCAACAUCCCAGGCGAUAUCUGAAGAACAAAACACCACAACAACAGCCCCACCAGGGGCGCCAUCGCCUCCGGAAACGAGCAACACCAACAUUAUCAUCUACGCGAGCUGCGGGGCUGGCGCUCUGCUUCUGCUCAUCUCGGUCGCCUUGGUCUGCCGAGCGCGCAGCAAGCGCCGCCAGACCAAGGGACGCUUCUGGCUGGCGUCUGCGGAAGCCAGCGUUCGUCACAGCAAUCAGCGCGCGUCCACUGCUUCAACGGCCGAAAUGAUGCCAGGCUCAGAAUCGCAGCGAGCAAUGCCCAAUGUGUGGAACUUGGAUGGCACACAACGCCAGGAGUGGAUGAAACUUCGUGCCACCGACACCGCGGAGGAGCCUGUCAGACCCAUCCAGUUGCCCACGGUGUCAGCAGAAGCAAUCCUCAAAGGUGGCCUCAAAGUCUAAGUCAGACUUUUCUGGCUGCCAAGCACCUAGCCGAUGAUUUCUUCUUCAUUGGAGUGAUGUUCAGAGGCAGUGCACCCGAACCCGCUAUAGUCAUCGAAUGCCCGUCUAUAUGCAUAUUGAUACAGUCUCCAGACUAGGAUACUAAGCUGGUUAGUGAUAGCAGCAACUGUGUUUCUCUCAAUAGCCGCCUGUCCACCUCAAAUGGGUUGACAGCUCCAGGCCAUCUUCCCACCACUGAAUACGACGCGGAAACGGAGAGAGAUCAACUGCGAUCUAGGCCAACAGGUGCCAUAUUUUGUGGAAUUAUUGAUGUCAAGUAUGCAGGCAAGCCCUUUGUCAAUUUCGAUUUCAGGUAUUUCAGCAACCUUGAUUGCUUUUUGACUUUCUUGAUUGGAAAAUUCGAAUCCUCUUUCUAUAACUUGCCAACAUAGGCAUUCACAUCUCUCAAUAACAAAAAAAACCUAGACCGUGCGGUGUCUUUAUUCUACUUUCCGCCAUCACCGCGAAUCAUUUUUCAGUCUGAUCUAUGGUCCUCUCCUUCAGAAUGUUUUCGAUUAUUUUCUGUCCCGGUUCUCGUGUAGGAACCAGGUCACCGAUGAUGCAUUGAAUUUAUGGGUAUUUUUUGUAGAAAUGUUGUGCUCGUUCGGCCUUCAUCCAGUGGGAGAAGUGCAACCAGGAUUAUGCUGUGCAUAUCUUAUUUUUACCUUGAGCCUAGUUGAGGCUCAUGUGUACCUGGGAGGAUUUUGCAGAAAUAUGAGCUAGAUUUUAUCAAAGAAACUCCUAUCUGAUUGUGAGAAAGCCGACGGAGGACCAGUUA
Molecule: messenger RNA, 5174 nt
Organism: Sycon ciliatum
Lineage: Eukaryota; Metazoa; Porifera; Calcarea; Leucosolenida; Sycettidae
Molecular function (GO): calcium ion binding
Source: RefSeq, a predicted model, not a curated record